AUGAAAGAAUUCUUUCUCUUUUUGUCGUGGAUAUACGUAUCUUUCUCUUCUCCGAUUAAUUUAGAAACAAGAUUGGGGAAAUUAGAGGAAAGUGCCAGGAAACAUGAACGGGAAAACGUAUACUUGAAGGAAACUGUUUCCUUGUUAAAAUUUGAAAAUUCAAGAUUAUCAAAUAGAGUUAAUAGUCUUAUUCUUGAAAAUUCUUAUCGAGGUGCCGAAAAAGACAAGAGGUUGCUUCACCAAGGUUUGGUCAUAGAAGGAAUUGGUUUCUAUGCCUACAUGUCAAGAGACGAGCCCGACCCUCGAGGUCAUCACACUCUGGUUUACGACGUGACACAGACGAAUUUAGGAAAUGGAUACAAUAAAGAUACCGGUGUAUUCAUUGUUCCUCGAGAUGGGCUUUAUUCCUUUACGUGGUCUACACGAGUAGAAUGUCAUCUUGCACACACUACAGAUCUCGUCAUCAAUGCAAAAAUUAUGGGAAGUACUUACGCCUUCUGCGGAUAUAACACCGUUACUGGUCACGUGGUAGCAGCAGUUGCCCAGGGUGACGUCGUCUUCGUGCGCACACACUCCACUUCUCCAGGUCAAGGUGCAAUUAAAAGUAAUGAAUUUGGAAGGUCGGCUUUUUCUGGUUUUUUGAUUGAAUAAAGAAG
Molecule: messenger RNA, 656 nt
Organism: Saccostrea echinata
Lineage: Eukaryota; Metazoa; Mollusca; Bivalvia; Ostreida; Ostreidae
Product: complement C1q-like protein 3
Exons: 2
Coding region: 1-651 (216 amino acids)
Molecular function (GO): protein binding
Source: RefSeq, a predicted model, not a curated record